UCUCUCUCUCGCUCUCUCUCUCAUUCAUCUCUCUCUCUCAUUCCCCUCUCUCUCUCGCUCUCUCUCUCAUUCAUCUCUCUCUCUCAUUCCCCUCUCUCUCUCUCUCUCUCUCUCUCUCUCUCUCUCUCUCUCUCUCAUUCCUCUCUCCCAUCUGUUAGAUGCUGGCCGUACGUUACCAGCUACUCCAGAGUUUGUCCUUCCCUGUGUCCUCCUGCCCCACAUCCAGCGCAUGUCUAGGGGACACCACAACCUCCCUCCUCCCCCUCUCUUCCCUCCCCCUCUCCAUCCCUCUAUUCUCCCCCUCAGCAGGAUCCCUCCUUUCAGACCCAGACUCCCCCUCACGGUCUCCCAGGUGUCUGUCUGUGUGUUACGGUCCCCUGGUGGCAGCAGCAGUGAAGGGAUACCUAACCAGGAGGCUCCUACACACAGAGAGAGUGGGACAGCUGCUAUGUACCAUCAAGGACACGCAGCAGUUCCUACAGUCCUUCCAGCCCCAGAGCCCUGGGAGAGACAGCAGGCAAGACCUGGUGCUGCAGGAGAGAGUCACACUGCAGCUCCGCUCGGCGCGUUAUGAGGUCCAGGACAUCUUCUGUCUGUCAGCAGGAGACAGGAUGCAGAUCAUCAGCUGGGACAGACAGCUGGCCAGGGACAGGGAGAUGAAACGCAAGACUGGGGAAACGGGGUCGACCAGGGGGAAGAGUUCUCUGUCAGCUGCUACACAGAAAGCCCUGGAGAGGAAGAGAGGAGUCAUGAUGAGGAAAACAGCAGAGAGGCAGAGGGGGACUGGAGCUGGAGUUGUAGCUGGUCAGAAGGGCCCUCUGGCUGGGGCAGAGGGGGAGAGGGGGACUGGAGCUGGGGUUGUAGCUGGUCAGAAGGGCCCUCUGGCUGGGGCAGAGGGGGAGAGGGGGACUGGAGCUGGGGUUGUAGCUGGUCAGAAGGGCCCUCUGGCUGGGGCAGAGGGGGAGAGGGGGACUGGAGCUGGGGUUGUAGCUGGUCAGAAGGGCCCUCUGGCUGGGGCAGAGAGGCAGAGGGGGGCUGGGGUUGUAGCUGGUCAGAAGGGCCCUCUGGCUGGGGCAGAGGGGGACGUCGUGAAGCGGAUGCGUGGGUCUUUUCGACCCAACCCUCAAAGGGUCCCCAAGACCACCCAGUCCCGCAGAUCUCGGUGAAGAUGAUCUACUUAUCAGGCAAGACUGGACCGGAACUGGGUCGUGUUCAUUUUGGCACAGUGUUGUAGCAAAACGUUUUGCACAGGAGAACGAAAAUGAGUGUUUCUUAUUGGACAAGUUCCGGGUCAUAUUCAUUAGUGGAAAUGUUUUGUAAAACAAAAACAAGCGUUUCUUAUUGGACAAGUUCAGGGUCAAAUUCAUUAGUGGAAAUGUUUUGUAAAACAAAAACAAGCGUUUCUUAUUGGACAAAUUCAGGGUCAUAUUCAUUAGUGGACAUUUUAUGGAAAACAAAAACAAGCGUUUCUUAUUGGACAAAUUCAGGGUCAUAUUCAUUAGUGGACAUUUUUAUGGAAAACGAAAACAAGCGUUUCUUAUUGGACAAGUUCAGGUAGUCCCUCCCUUGACCCAGAUAAUGAAUACUGUUGAUACCUAAAAAGAUAUACACACACAAUCCAUCUCACUUAACCCUAAAACAAUACGCCCCUAUGGGCCCUGGUCAAAAGUAGUGCACUACAAAGGGUUGCCAUUUGGGACGCUUCCAUAGUGUUUCUUGCUAACCAGUGGACAUCUGGAAAGUAUUGUAUUUGAACUUGAUUGUAUUCUACAAAGGCACAACUCACUGCAUUCAAAUGCAUCUUAGCUACUACAUACUGUAUGUGACAAUCUAUUCUUACCACAAGACCUCAGGACUUGUUUUUGGACACACUGUUUGUAAUAUGUUAGUUUUACAUGUUUUAUACUAUUUAUAUUUCCUAUACCAAUUUGUGGUACAGUAUUGGGAUGGCAAUGCAACCAAAGCCUAGAAAACCCAAGUCUAUAUUUGAAGGUCUGUUCUGAGUGUUCAUCUUUCCUACUGUUUUUGUUCUAAAUUAUUUAGAAGUGUUUUUUAAUAAAUGUUUUUUAAUAAAAAAUGUACUUGUCAGGUUGGUUGAAUGUAAACUGAACAAA
Messenger RNA from Oncorhynchus masou masou (cherry salmon), 2114 nucleotides. RefSeq names its product centriolar coiled-coil protein of 110 kDa-like. The record is from RefSeq and is a predicted model, not a curated record. The transcript has 6 exons. NCBI's taxonomy places the organism in Eukaryota, Metazoa, Chordata, Actinopteri, Salmoniformes, Salmonidae. The coding region runs from base 159 to 1166 and encodes 335 amino acids. Gene Ontology annotation, cellular component: centriole. Gene Ontology annotation, biological process: ciliary basal body organization; centriole replication; centrosome duplication.